This is a messenger RNA of Suillus subalutaceus, 2274 nucleotides long. Its product is annotated as major facilitator superfamily domain-containing protein. Gene Ontology annotation, molecular function: transmembrane transporter activity. The record is from RefSeq and is a predicted model, not a curated record. The transcript is spliced from 11 exons. Lineage: Eukaryota; Fungi; Basidiomycota; Agaricomycetes; Boletales; Suillaceae. Gene Ontology annotation, biological process: transmembrane transport. Gene Ontology annotation, cellular component: membrane. The coding region runs from base 110 to 1789 and encodes 559 amino acids.
UGCCGACGUUCUAUAAAACUCAGAUGUCACUAAUGGGAUCGCCACGCUAGGUUCUUGCAUUCCCGUCCCUCCCUGCACCGUCCAAUUCAACAGGGUAUCACGAAAAGUAAUGUCCAAGGAAUUAGACCUAGCUAGCCCUUCUGGCAAGGAACUCAGUCGUUCGAUGAGUAACAUCGAGACGGCAAAGGACAAUGAGGUCCAGCGCAGUCGUUUGCGCUCCAUUUUUAUAGUCAUCACUUGUACCGCUGCAAUGGUUGUUAAUAUAUCUAAUACUACCUCUGUCUCUAUUUCACUCCCAACCAUUGAGAAGGGGCUAGCUAUUGAGGAAGAGCAGCUCCAGUGGCUCGUAUCUGCAUAUUCUCUCAGUUCUGGUUGCCUGCUCCUGUUCUUCGGCCGAUUGGCGGAUCUUUAUGGACGAAAAAAGGCAUUUAUGCUUGGGACUCUUUGUCAAAUUGCCUUUUCUCUCGGUUGUGGCUUUGCACAAGAUGGUCUCACUCUCGCCGUGUUGCGUGGCUUCCAAGGUAUUGGAGGCUCCGCUACAAUACCUUCCGCACUCGGUAUCUUAGCGCAUGCAUUCCCACCGUCAAGAGCACGUUCAAUAGCAUUCGCUACCUUUGCAGCGGGUGCUCCUGUGGGCGGCGCAUUUGGAAUGAUCAUCGGCGGUGUUCUGACUCAACUUACCUCGUCACAUUGGCGCUCUGUAUUUUACAUGGCCGCUGCAACUUCAGCUGUAAUUGGAAUUUCUGGCAUGAUUUCGUUCGAUGCCGACGUUCCCUCAGCGGAAGCUGUCAAACGUGUCGACUGGAUCGGCGCUUCCCUUGUCACUGUUGGAUUGAUUCUGAUUGUAUUCGUACUUGCUCAAGGAGAAAUUGCUACGGAUGGCUGGAAAACCCCGUAUAUCCUCGUGCUCCUUAUUAUCGGCGUCAUCUUACUUGCCCUAUUCCUGGUGUGGGAGUGGAAGCUGGAGCAAAUCAUCGACGAUGAUCCAUCAAGAGCGACAUCUUUCUGGACACCGCCACCGCUUAUGAGACUCUCGCUCUGGACUAGGGCAAAGGGACGCAUGGCCGUUGUCCUUGUAAUAGCAUUCCUAAAUUGGAGUGCUUUCAUUAGCUGGAGCUUCUGGGUUCAGUUGUAUUAUCAGAACUACUUGUUAUUGACGCCGGUCGAGACCAUGAUCCGAUUCAUUCCCAUGUUCAUUGUCGGCUGCCUAUGUAACUUCUUCGUGGCGAUGGUUGUUGCCAAAUUGCCCUUGGUUAUCUUUGUAGUCAGCGGAACACUCCUGACAGCAACGGCCGCCAUCCUAUUUGCCCUAAUUGACCCGUCUGUAACAUACUGGGCCUUCGGUUUCCCAUCCACGGUUCUUAUCGUGUUCGGCGCUGAUUUCGUAUACUCCUCCGGCACAAUUUUCAUUGCCAAAACCUCGCUCCCACAUGAACACAGCGUGGCUGGAGCGCUAUUCCAAACUAUGACACAGAUCGGCACUGCAUUCGGUCUAGCUAUAUCCACAAUUGUGUUCAACACUGUAGUUGAUACGGAAUCUGCGAAGCUCGGUGUCAUUGUAAACUCUAGCGUCACCAAUGCGCCCAUGUCCGCGCAACUCACGGGGUAUCAGGAUGCGCAAUGGACCGCUGCUGCGUUUGCCCUUAUGGCCGCGCUGCUGGCAGCGCUUUUCCUCCGGAGUGUUGGUAUCGUCGGACACAACAGGGUCAUUAGGCAUGUUGAUUCUGAUCAGACCAUGGCUGCCCAUGCAGCGGCCGACGACACUGGGAUACCCGCUAUGUCCAACUAAGCAAGACAUCGAUGUUCAAACGGACGUUACUUAUGCUGCAUCACGAACUCGUAUAUGCCCCCCAUUUGCAUUUAUUCAAUCGCACUUCACGUUCCAGAAUCCACAGGAACCCACCAAUCCAAAUUCAACAUUUUACCGUUAAUCGUACCCACGCGUGCCGUGGUUCUGCAUUGCAUGUUUUCGUUACUGUCGUACGCCCGCAGAAACCCGAAAUCCAAAUUCAACAUUUAUUAUUGGCCAAUCGUCCCCCUAUGUAAUCAGUAGUUCCUGUACCCACGCACGCCAUCAUUUCAACACCCUGGCAUUGCAAUGUUUUCAUUUCUGUCGUUUCUUCUGCUCAUAGAGCAUUACCGUUUGGACUUUACGCGGCAUGUUGUGGUAGUAGUACUGUAGCGAUGUCGCGCUGGUCAAGUAACUUAUACAUCUUGUAUAUAAUUAUCGUGAUUUGGGUCUCCGAGAGAUCGAACAUUGAAACGUUGAAAGUA